Plasmodium vinckei vinckei is the source of this 702-nucleotide messenger RNA. Its product is annotated as early transcribed membrane protein. The transcript has a single exon. Lineage: Eukaryota; Apicomplexa; Aconoidasida; Haemosporida; Plasmodiidae. Bases 1 to 702 code for a protein of 233 amino acids. The record is from RefSeq and is a predicted model, not a curated record.
AUGAAGAUAUCCAAGAUAUUCGUUUUAUUUAAUCUUAUAUUAAUAUCACAUUAUUUAACUUUUGGUAUGUCAAGAAGGGCCGCCAAAGGAGGUUCAUUUAAGAAGUUCCGAGACGAUUUGGCGAAAUUCGCAAAGAACAGGAAAGCUCUUCUGAUUACAUUAGGAUCCAUAAUAGGCGCAGCCGCAGUAUCUGCAGGUGUUGGAUAUGGUAUCUAUAAAAAGAAAAAUAAGAAAUAUAGAAAACCCGGAUAUUUUAAAAGUCAAGUCACAUAUACUCCUCCUCAAAACCCACAAGGCUCUAAAAAUGGAAAAGUUUCUGUUAUUGAGGCCAGGCUUGCUAAUCAGCCUAUCACAAAUUCUAGUAAAUCUGCCCCAGCACCAGCUAAAUCUGCCCCAGCUAAAUCUGCACCAGCUAAAUCUGCACCAGCUAAAUCUGCCCCAGCUAAAUCUGCACCAGCUAAAUCUGCCCCAGCACCCGCUAAAUCUGCCCCAACACCCGCUAAAUCUGCCCCAGCACCCGCUAAAUCUGCCCCAGCACCAGCUAAAUCUGCCCCAGCACCAGCUAAAUCUGCCCCAGCACCAGCUAAAUCUGCACCAGCACCAGCUAAAUCUGGCCCAGCUCCUCCUUCCAAUGUGGGUAAUUCCCCUGGUGUGUAUAGACCUACUAUGCCAGUUAGCAUCUAUGAAGCAUACAACUUAUAA